UUUCCUCUGUUUUCUGCUGUGGGAGACCCAAAUGGGUUUUGAAUUCUUCAGGCGCGUCUGCGGCUCCAGGAAAAGUCGGAGGGUAGGGAAACAAAAACACCCGUGGAAACGUCGCCUUGAGGAACCAUUCUGUCCAGCUCGAAAUCCUUCAAGCAAUUUGCUGGGAACAGAUUUUUUUUUUACCCUAAGUGGCUUUAGGGUUCCAGAUUAGCCCACGGUUUCUGUGGAAGACAAAAUGGCCACCGGGCAAGGAGGGACUUCAGCUUUGAGUCUCCUGCUAGAGGCUAUUCCGAAACAGGGAGUGAAAGCAGAGGGAUUGGAUUUAUUGGACGUGGAGGAAGCAGCAAGAGAAGGUCUGAAUGUGGUCCGUGCUGAGCGCCGUAAGGCGAUCUGGGAGAGUAACGUGCCAAAGUGUGUGAAAUAUGAACUGAAGAAGAAGGGGCCACCACAGCCUUGGGAAGCCCAGCUGCACGAUUUCCUAAAAGCAACGGCGUCUUCCUCCUCUGAAGGAAGAAAUGCACAGCAAAUGAUGUCAGCAUUAAGGGAUGAAUCUCAAGCCACCGUGUCUCCUUCUGAGGGAGCUGUGGAUGCCAGGAAACAUCGGAGGCAUGAAAAACCAAGCCAGGUCCUGCUCCAACCCAGCAGAGCCCAUCCGCUGGCUGACAACCUGUUGGCCAAAGACCCAGACGACAGGAGGAAGGUGAAGGAAGAUAUCUUGGCUGAGAAGACCGUCCGCGGUGACGUCCAGCGCCAACGCUUCAGGCACUUCCGCUACAAAGAGGCCAAGGGGCCCCGCCAGGCUUGCACCCGGCUCCGGGAACUUUGUCACGGCUGGCUGAAGCCAGAGAAACACACUAAAGAGCGAAUCCUGGAGAUGGUGGUCCUGGAGCAGUUUUUGGCUGUCCUGCCCCCAGAGAUGCGGGAAUGGGUUGAUGAAAGUUGCCCAGAGACCUGUGCCCAAGCCGUGGUCCUGGCAGAAGCUUUCCUACUGAGGGAGCGAGAGGAGGAGAGGCCCCGAGGGCAGAAAGUGGAUCAUGUUUUCCCAGAGGCAAAACAGGCUCCACCAGACACCUGGCAGAGGCUCCAUUUUGGAAAGAUCAAACAAGAGGUUGACAGAGAUGCCACCAUGUUGGUGCAACCUAAGAUAACACAGGAGAAGGAACAGAAUCAGCCAGGUAAUCCGGAGGAAUUAGAUCCGUUUGCAGCAUUACCAAGACACGCUGGGGAAGGUGCUACUUGUUUUCAUGGCCAGAAGCAGGAAGCUGAGAACCUACAAGGAAAUUCAGAAGCCCAGGAAGGAAAUUUCAUCAAUUCGCAGGGAGGAUAUGAAGAUCUUGAUGACACCAUAGUGAAGCAGCCAGUAAUCCUCAAGGGUGGGAGGGGAGAGACAAGACUUCUAUCCGGACAAGUCCUUAGGCUCAGAUCUGAUCUUCUCAUGUCUGAGAGGACACUUCCAAGAGAGUCCCAGUAUAAAUGUACAGUUUGUUGGAAAACCUUCUGCAGAAGAAACGUCUUGAUUACUCACCAGAGAAUACACACGGGGGAAAAGCCAUAUAAAUGUGCAGACUGUGGGAAAAGCUUCAGCCAGCGAUCCCACCUCAUCCUCCACGAGAGGACUCACACUGGAGAGAAACCCUACAAAUGCUCCGACUGUGGGAAAAGCUUUAGCCAGCGCCCGCACCUUGUGAAACACGAGAGAAUCCACACAGGAGAGAAACCAUACAAGUGCCCUUAUUGCGGGAAGAGUUUCAGUGACCGGUCUACAUUGACAACGCACAAGAGGACUCACACGGGAGAGAAACCCUAUUCAUGCUCAGACUGUGGAAGGAGUUUCAGCGACCGGUCAUCUCUUAUUGCGCAUAACCGGACCCACACUGGGGAAAAGCCGUUCAAAUGCUCGGGAUGCGGGAAAAGCUUUAGCCAUCAGUCGACCGUCAUUAGACAUGAACGCAUCCAUAAAGGGGAGAAACUUUUGAAGGGUUUAGAAGUUGGGAAACAUGAUCAUUCUGUCUUGAUGGCAAAUAAGAGAUUGCACUUUGGAGAGAUAACCUUAGUACCACGGGCAAAUUCUGUGACUUGGGGAGAAUCUGUUUCCAUCAGUCUUAACAAUUCUCCACCCGAGAAAUCCAGCCGGCAUCCUCAAGGGGAAAGAAUGGCCCGCCUUUUGCCGGACCUCUGUAAGGAGAACCCAAUGUCAGAGAGCAGCCUCUGGGCCAGUGACAAAGUCCACUGUUUGAAAGUGAAAGAGGAGGUCUUGGACAGAGAGGAGGAGGAGGCGGCCGUCAACUCAGAAACGCAACGCCAGCACUUCCGGCAGUUCAGCUACCAGGAGGCGGAGGGACCCCGUGAAGUUUGCAACCACCUCUGGGAACUGUGCAACCUCUGGCUGAAGCCGGAGCAGCGGACGAAGGACCAGAUCCUGGAGCUGGUGGUGCUGGAGCAGUUCCUGGCGGUUCUGCCACCCGAGAUCCAGAGCUGGGUCAGGGAGGUGGAGCCUGAAAAUUGCUCCCAGGCGGUGGCCCUGGCCGAAGAUUUCCUGCAGAGGCACCAGGAGAACGAGAGGCAGGAAGAGCGGGUGGUGGGGCCAUUCAAAGAAGCAGCCACUCAUUUCCCAGAGGCUGAAGAAGGUUCAUCAGAUUCCUGGCAAAGAGUCAUCUUAGGAGAGAUCAAGCAGGAGGAGGAAGAAGAAGAAGAGGAUGACAGAGACGCCACUGCGCUGGGUGAUGAGCGACUGUACCGAGGAGACUCUGACAAUUCUGGGGAAGCAGAAUCACAUGGGACAUUGUCAGAACGAGCCAGCUGGAGUGUCUCCUGCAAUCCUGACCUGGGGGAAGGUUCGGACAGCUAUCCAGGAAGCUACCCAGAGAAAGGCAGGGAGAAAAUAUUCUGCAGUCCGACAAUUUACCCACAAGUCAAAGGCGGGGUCGUCCAGCCAAGGAUCCAGGGCGAACGGUUAAAAAAAUGCCCUGAGUGCGGGAAGGGUUUUGUGUGGCGGUCAGAACUGAUCGAACAUCAAAGAUCCCACACGGGGGAAAGACCCUACUCCUGUUCGUACUGCGGGAAAAGCUUCAGCCGCAAAUCGUACAUAAUUAAGCACGAAAGGAUCCACACCGGGGAGAAACCCUACAUCUGUUCCCACUGUGGCAAAGGCUUCAUUUCCAAAUCGGACCUCAUCAAGCACGAAAGGACCCACACGGGGGAGAAACCCUACCUCUGCCCGGACUGUGGGCGGAGCUUCAGCAGGAAGCAGUUCCUGGUGACCCAUCGGCGGACGCACACGGGGGAGAAGCCCUACAAGUGCUCCGAAUGCGGCAAGAGUUUCAGCCAGCGGACAUGCCUGGUCAUCCAUGAGAGGGCCCACACCGGAGAGAAGCCUUUCCAGUGCUUGAUCUGUGGGAAAAGCUUCGGCAGGAGGGACAUCCUCAUGACUCACCAGAAGCUGCACGCCCGAGAGAAAGCGUUCCAGUGUGCAGACUGCUUCCCUGGCUCCGCCUCCGAACAGCUCUCAUUGAAAAUGGCUGCCGAGGACGCUGGAAGUGUGCCGGCCCUAGGAUUCCAAAUCCAAGCUGAGCUUGAAAAGGGAAUGAAGGAUGAGCAGAUGGAUCCUGCGGGCCUCAAGACUGGACCGAGCAGCCCCCCUUCAGACUGGGCUGGGGACGCCGAGAAAAGGGAGGGACCAAGCCAGUCGGAAGAGAUGAAACGGGAACCAGAGGAGAGGCUGAAGCAGUGUUGGGAAGCCCAGUGGCAGCACUUCCUGAAGGACAUGGAGUCCACUCAAUUGGAAAGGGGGAGCUCGCCACUGCCGCCGUCCCUUGGUCGUGCCGGCGCUUUCCUGCCCCACUUAGGCCAGAGUGAGCAUAGCAGAGGGAAGAAAUUGGCCCACUUCCUGUCUGGCUUGAGCAAGAAGGCCCAGCAGACCAGCAGGGGUCGUGACCAGUGGAUGGAAGACAAGGCUGGUCUCCAGGAAGUGGAAGAAGAGACCCCAAAUGAGGAGGAUGCUGGUAGCCUAGAAUUGUGGCGCCAGCGCUUCAGGCGGUUCCGCUACCAUGAGGCUGAGGGACCCCGGGGGGCUUGCGGCCGACUCAGAGAACUUUGCCACCGGUGGCUGGCGCCGGAGAGACGCACCAAGGAGCAGAUCCUGGAGCUGGUCAUCCUGGAGCAGUUCCUGGCCAUCCUGCCUCCCCAGAUCCGGAACCAGGUCCAAGAAGUAGGGCCGGAGACCUGUUCCCAGGCAGUGGCCCUGGCGGAGGGGUUGUUGCCAAAGUGGCAAGGAGUGGAGGUUCCGUUUAAGGAGGAAGGGGACAGUUCUUCCGACAUAGUGAUGUCUGUGCCAAAAGCCUGCCAGGGGCCUGUCCUGAGUGGGGUCAAAGAGGAGGAUGAAGGAGGAGCGCCUUCCUUAGGACGCAACAGGAGCCCCUGUGGGACAAAAAGGAGCCAGCUGGAGAACCCUAGGGAUGUGGAAUCCCACGGGAUUAUGGCUGAACAGGACGUAUCCCGCUCUCCAGCUCAGAGCAGAGCCCCCUCUGAGAGUCGGCCAAGGAGUUCCCCGGUGAAAGAGGGAGACCAGCUAGCGCAGAAUGCUGUCCCUGUGCCUAAAAAUGCUCAUUUGGCAGAGAGGCGGUACAAAUGCUCCUUCUGCGAAAAAAGCUUCAAGCACCGGUCGACGCUGACGGUGCACCAACGUACCCACACGGGAGAGAGGCCUUAUACUUGUGCCCACUGUGAGAAAAGCUUCAUGCACCGAUCUAAUCUCAUCGUUCACGAGAGAACCCACACGGGAGAGAAACCGUACAAGUGCCUGGACUGUGGCAAGAGCUUCAGCCACCGCUCCAACCUCAUCGCCCACAAAACGAUCCACGCCGCGGGGGCGCUCUACCAGUGCGUGGAAUGCGGGGACCGUUUUGAGCACCUCUCGCACCUCAAUGCCCACAAGCCGGUCCACCUGGAAGAGAAGCCCCACGAAUGUCCAGAGUGCGGGAAGACCUUCAAGCACCGGGCGGCUCUCACGGACCACAGGCGCAUCCAUCGCGAGGAGAAGCCUCACAAGUGCCUCCAGUGCGGGAAAAGCUUCAGCAAGAGGUCGGCCUUCAUCGUUCAUGAGAGGACGCACGCCGGGGAAAAGCCGUACCGCUGCUCGGAUUGCGGGGAAAGCUUUAACGAGAGGUCGGUCCUGGUGGCUCACGAGAGGAUCCACGUGGGGGAAAGACUGUGCUCGCAGCUCGCUCCUUAUUACACAUAAGAGACUCCCCACACCACACAGAAGAGAGUCCUUGAUUGCACAUAAGAGAGUCUGUACGGAGAACAGAAAAGUUUAAAAUACCCCAGCUGUCCGUGACCAAACCAGAUGAUCCAUAGGAGAACUCAUUCAGAAAGCAGAGCCCUGCUUUUAAUCCUUGAUCUGUAGUGCGUAGUAAGAGUUAUUUAUUUUGCCGUUAAUGCCAAGCUGUACCUCAGAGAGGACCCUGGAAAGGGUGCAGAAAAGGACCAAGCUUUGCGGACGUGGCCUUGAUGACGUGGGUAUUCUCUGAAAACAAUGAGUUUUCCUGUGAGAAGAGCUUGCAAUUUUGGGGGCUUAUUAGUUUAGGAAACAGGGGGGGGAAAAGGAAUGGGGAAGCAUGCUAAAGGUUGACAGAGUUAUGCAUGGUAUAGAGGAGGUGAGUAAAA
This is a messenger RNA of Pogona vitticeps (central bearded dragon), 5664 nucleotides long. The record is from RefSeq and is a predicted model, not a curated record. NCBI's taxonomy places the organism in Eukaryota, Metazoa, Chordata, Lepidosauria, Squamata, Agamidae.